Molecule: messenger RNA, 2814 nt
Organism: Eutrema salsugineum
Lineage: Eukaryota; Viridiplantae; Streptophyta; Magnoliopsida; Brassicales; Brassicaceae
Product: histone-lysine N-methyltransferase, H3 lysine-9 specific SUVH5
Exons: 3
Coding region: 286-2592 (768 amino acids)
Cellular component (GO): nucleus
Molecular function (GO): histone methyltransferase activity; protein binding; zinc ion binding
Source: RefSeq, a predicted model, not a curated record
GCUCGUUUGACAUGUAUUGAUUCCCGACUUGGGCACCUUUGUACUCAUUCCUGAAGUUAAUAAGAUUACCGAAUUGUCCCUUUUAAUUUUAAUUGAUUAUUCACGUUCAACACCCUAAAAUAUAGAAUUAAAACAGCUUUUGUGACAAUAAGCUUACAGUUCCCAUAGCUGAUAGCAGAAUUCGAGUUGCAGAGACAAUGUGGCCGGAGAUGCUGUGCAAAUGCCAAAUUACCCAAUUUGAGUUAGCGACUCAAUUUCUCCCGCUCUUCCAAAGCUAAUCGAUUCAUGAUUUGUCCUGGAAUGGACACCAAGUCUUCAUCAAAGUUUAGUUCUUUUUCUGAGAAGAAACUAGCAACAACAGAGUUGCGGAAUGGUAGUUACACCGAUCCUAGAGGGAGGCGCAAGUCCAAGCGGUUUAAGCUUGAAGCAGCAGUGAGUGAGUAUACAACUGAUUGUGGAACAAGUUCCUUGAGGCUCAGAUCAAGAACAGUGCUAAAGAAAGUUCCAACUGAGAAUUGCAAGAACAUGAAUCUUGCUGGCGACGACUGUGUUCCGUCUUCUGAAGCUAGGGUUGAGUUGAUUCCUGGAGAAAACGUUGGAGAGCGACAUCACUUGAAAUCCGUUGAUGAAAAGCCUGUGAGCAAUUGCUUGCGGGAUGAAGAUGAAAAAUUUGUUUUUGCAUCAAAAGACGAGGUGGUAGGGUCUGUUUGCAGGCGAAGCAUCGUUGGGACAAAGCAGCUUCGGGGAAGGAAGAUUAGUAUAGUAAGAGACAUCCCUCCCAAUACAGAGAGCAAGUUUUCAGAGAAUGGAAAGACCAUGAAGGAUGCUGUAUCGAUGGAAGACAAAAACUUGGUUCUGGAGAAGAAUGAUUCUGGAGACCAUUUGGGUCAAUCUCUUGCUAAAAAGAGCAUAUCACCAGAUAUUUUUGAGCCAUUGGAACUUGAGAAGUCAAAGGUUACAGUUUCAAAACCAAAUGUGGAUGCAAGCAGAAGAGUUUCUAGGAGCAGCGUUGUAAAGCCUUCACCCUUGAAGCUUUCCAAGAAGAUGAAUGGAGAUUACGGUUGUGGGCUUCCUCCUUCUCGUCCUAGUGAUACAAGCAGCGGUGAUAGUGCUAGGCACAAAGUUAAGGAAACUCUACGUCUUUUUAAUGGACUUUGUAGAAAGAUUCUGCAGGAGGAAGAAGCAAGGCCUAGGGAAAGAAACGGUAGCAAGUUCAGAGUGGAUUUCGAGGCUUCAAAGAAACUUAAGAGUGAAGGGAAAUAUUUUAACAAUGGUACUCACAUUAUGGGACCUGUCCCUGGUGUUGAGGUUGGCGAUGAAUUUCAAUACAGAAUGGAGCUGAACAUUCUUGGUAUACAUAGACCAACUCAAGGCGGUAUCGAUUUUAUGAAAGACGACCACGAGGAACUAGUUGCCACGAGUAUUGUAGCCUCUGGAGGUUAUGAUGACGAGCUUGAUAAAUCAGAUGUCUUGAUCUACACGGGUCAAGGUGGAAAUGUGAUUAAAAGGGGGAAGAAAAACAAUCAACCCAAAGACCAACAGCUUGUAAAAGGAAACCUCGCAUUGGCAAACAGUAAAGACAAAAAGAACCCUGUGCGGGUCGUAAGAGGCAACCAAAAGACAGCCUUAGAAUCAUCAGAUGUUGCAAGAAACUAUGUUUACGAUGGGUUAUAUGUAGUGGAAGAGUUCUGGAAAGAAACCGGUUCUCAUGGUAAGCUCAUCUUCAAGUUCAAACUGCGACGUAUUCCUGGACAACCAGAGCUAUCCUGGAGAGUGCUGAAGAAGACAAAGACAUCUAGAGUCCGGGACGGUCUUUGCUGUGAUGAUAUCUCAAAAGGUAAAGAGAGAUUACCCAUUUGCGCUGUGAACGAUGUAGAUGACGAGAAACCACCUCCGUUUAUCUACACGGUGAAAAUGAUAUAUCCGGAUUGGUGCCGGCCAAUUCCUCCAAAGGGUUGCGGUUGCCAAAAACGCUGCACCGAGUCAAGAAAAUGUGCAUGCGUUUCAAGAAACGGGGGAGAGUUACCGUACAAUUACGAUGGAGGCAUUGUUAAUGCAAAGCCACUGGUCUAUGAGUGUGGCCCACUCUGCAAAUGCCCUCCUGAUUGCUACCUCCGAGUCACACAAAGCGGGAUCAGAUUCCAGCUUGAGAUCUUCAAAACCGAGUCAAGAGGCUGGGGAGUGAGAUCUUUAGACUCGAUUCCUAUCGGAAGCUUCAUCUGUGAGUAUGCAGGAGAGCUUCUACAGGAAAAAGAAGCUGAAAGACUUUCAGGGAAAGACGAGUAUCUCUUUGACAUCGGCAAGGACCAUGAGAUGACCGGGUUCACCAUAGACGCUGCACGGAAAGGGAACAUAGGGAGGUUUAUAAACCAUAGCUGCUCGCCGAAUCUGUACGCACAGGACGUGUUGUACGACCAUGAGGAUACGAGAAUCCCUCACGUGAUGUUAUUUGCAAUGGACAAUAUACCUCCACUUGAAGAACUCUCGUACCAUUACAACUAUAAGCUCGAUCAGGUACGGGAUCUUAAUGGUAAUAUCAGGAAGAAAAAUUGCUAUUGUGGCUCCUCCGAGUGCACUGGUAGGCUCUACUGAUAAGCUGAUGUUGCCUGUUGUAUUCUUCUUCUUCUUCUUUCAUUCGAUUUUCAGUGAAUUAGUAAUAGCCAGCACAAGAAGACAGUACAAAGUGUGACACUAGGUGUUAGUCUUUCUCCUAUGGUCAGUUGGUGCGGUGUAGUUUAGCUGCAUUGUUCAACUCUUGUUGUAAUUUUCCCUGAAACUCACCAUGCGCCAAGUCUUUCAUAGUUAUUUUUUACA